AUGGAUAUUUGUGGAAGACAUCUAAGAACCUACAGAACAUGUAAGCUAUUAUUAUGUUGGAGUGUGACUUUGUUCCCUUGGGCGAGUGCGUCACCAAACCCCCUUAGAAUAUUAUCAUCUAAUCGCUCUGAAAUAUUAUUACAAAAACAAAAUGAUACGGAAAUUGAGCUAUUUCAUUGGGAAGACUACAGUGUCCUUGCGGUCAUGCUUCUCAUAUCUUGCGGCAUCGGCGUGUUUUAUGGAUAUUUUGGAGAGAAACAAACGACAGGAGAUGAUUUUCUUCUUGGUGGAUCAUCUAUGGGAACAUUUCCUAUGGCUCUAAGUUUAGCAGCCAGCUUUAUAACCGCUAUAGAGUUGUUGGGGAAUCCAGCUGAGAUGUACAUGGCGGGCGGUCAAUUUUGGAUGAUUUGUUUAGCCUUUGUGUUAGUGGUUCCUGUUGCAAGUCAUCUCUACCUGCCUGUUUUCAUGCGACUACGACUAACAUCUUGUUACGAAUACUUGGAAAUCCGUUUCUGUAAAUCUAUGCGCGUGUACGCAAGCGCUCUAUACAUGCUGCAAAUGAUUCUAUACACGGCUGUAGCCGUGUACGCACCAGCACUCGCAUUAUCCGAUGUGACGGGGUUAAAUACAUAUUUGGCUGUAUCAGUGGUUUAUGUUGUUUGUAUAUUUUACGCUUCCCAGGGUGGUAUGAAGGCCGUCAUUAUGACUGAUACGUUUCAAUCAGCUGUGUUACUGGGAUCGUUAGCUGCAGUGCUGGCGCUAGGCGCUGCAGAGACUGGCGGUUUUGAUUUUAUUUGGGAUCAUGCUCGACGUACAGAUCGGCUGCAUUUUUUUGAUAUGAAUCCUGACCCUACUGUGCGUCAUUCAUUCUGGUCAGUGGUUGUGGGCGGUACCAUUUAUUGGAUAAGCAUGUUUUGCGCCAACCAGGCUUCCAUACAGAAAUAUCUGUCCGUGGAACGAAUAUCACAGGCCCGUAUAGCCCUUUGGGUAUCAGCAAUCGGCCUCGUUUCCGUGUACUCCGUAAAUUUCGCUACUGGAGCCCUUCUCGCUGCCCACUAUAAGGGAUGUGAUCCGAUACAGGCUGGUGUAAUAAACGGUGCUGACCGUCUCCUUCCAUUGUAUGUGGUCCGUCAGCUGGGUGAACACCGCGGCGUUCCUGGCUUCUUCGUAGCUGGUAUAUUUGCGGCUAGUCUUGGAACUGUAGCGUCUGCAUUAAAUUCUUUAGCAGCCAUUGCUUGUCAAGAUUUGGUCACCGGUUUGCUCGGCAUAAGUUUACCUGAAAACAAAGGGGCAGCAAUUGCAAGAUGGGUAUGCCUGGGCUGCGGAGCUCUGUCCUUCGCGCUUGUGUUUUUGGUAGAGAAGCUGGGACCUGUCUUGCAACUCGCACUCUCUUUCAAUGGCAUGACUGGAGGAGUUACUUUAGGACUUUUUAGUCUAGGAAUGUUAUUUCCCUGGGCUAAUUAUAAGGGUGCAAUCGCUGGAGGAGUGCUGGGGUUGCUGUUGGUGGUGGUGGCAGGAGGAGGCGCUCAGUUCGCGCAGGUGCCACUGCCGCGUCUGCCUACAACGAUUGAUGCGUGUCCGGUGUCUCUAAACAUCACCUCUCAUAUGACAGAUCCGACAGAAAGUCACGAUCAAAGUGUCUUCUGGCUAUUCAGAGUGUCAUACUUGUGGUACGCGAGCAUAGGUUGCUUGGCAACACUGCUGAUCGGUCUGGCAGUAUCCGUCGCCACCGGCGUUACAGACCCUGCAGAUGUUCCCAUCGAUCUUCUUUCACCGCCUAUUGUCAGCUUUUUGAACUCUUUACCACUUAAAUUAAAGAAAGCAUUAAGAAUGCCAACGCGUCUUGGCUCCGAGCGACGACGAAGCUCCAGCGUCAGGCCGCCAAGCUUGGCCGACGACAAAGACACGAGGCGCCGUCGUCGCCUGUCCGAGCUUGCGGGCGGAGUUUUCUACAGCGACGCGCCGACGCUCACGCGCGGCCACGACAACCACGCGCUCGGCCUCGACACUGAGAAACCACUACCCCAAGAAUACAAACGCACUAGCUUCAAACUUGAUCAUCCACUAAACCCUAACGGGCCACAAACCUCGACUUGU
This is a messenger RNA of Brenthis ino (lesser marbled fritillary), 2097 nucleotides long. Lineage: Eukaryota; Metazoa; Arthropoda; Insecta; Lepidoptera; Nymphalidae. The record is from the annotation of a GenBank genome assembly.